UGGCGUUUGUGUUUUGUGUUGUUCUGUCGUAUUUUGUUUGAAAAAACGUCGUCCUGACGACAGGUUUACUGACUUUUUUAUGAAUUACAUUGACGAUAUUACUAUGAUUUUAUUAAAUUAUGGAUGAAACCCAAAAAGAUCUGCCACAAACGUCGGAAAAUAAGCAUGUCCUUCCGGAUGUCGUACAUUCACAACAAAUUCCCACUGUAGAAGCCGUUGACAAAGAUACGGGCUCUGAAAUUGUGACGAGAGAAAGUGAGCAGGAAGUGGUUCGCGAUGUAUCUCACGAUAACGACGAUGUUACGACAGAAUCGAUAUCUGAACACAUUCCCCAAGCCGAGUACUCUAUUACAGAGUCUGAGCCAGGCCCCUCACAAUCACAGGACUUACCUAAACCUGAAACAAGCGAUAACAUAAAAGAUAGUUCUUUAAACCCACCGUUAAGUCAAGUUACAGCUUUAAGCCCAAAUCAACAAGAUUCAUCUCAUCACAGUACAUCGUGGAACCUAGAAAUUUACCAAUCAGAUAACCGCAUAAGUGAGGAAAGCCCCGUCAUACUUGCAUUAUCCUCGGACACAUCUAAAGAUGCACAAAAAAGUAAACCUAUAUCUAAAGAUUCUAGCAAUAAUACACCUCAACACUCACCGAGAAGCGAAUAUGUAGAUUCACUUAAUUUUAGCCUUAAUGAAAAUCCUGAUAGUACAAACUUACCCAAUGAAUCCAGUCCGUCUCUUGAAAAAAGUCCAAAAUCUCUCGACCAGUGUAGUUCUGGAUCAGAAGAGAUCAUCAAGUUGGAUAUUCGAGGACAAGGUGCUCCUAAGUUUCCCCUACAAGCUGCGAAAAUCAUAUUUGGGCCUCCACCAAGUGGCAGCACUGUAAUUGGCCCAACAUUGGAGCAAAUACCAGUGUUUCAGAACCUGUUAUCGCCUUGCCUUGUUGGUGCAAAUGAGGGGGUUAAGAUAGAGGAAGUAUUUGAAGAUAGUUCUUCCCCUUUAAAAGAGUGCACUCCUGACAAAUCCUUGACACCAAGUUCGGGAAGUGAAAAGAUUGAACAAGAUGUUUUAAUUGAAGAAAUAAUUAUUGAGGAUGACUUAAAAGAGAAAUGUAGUAAGGAUGUUACACCACCUAAAUCUUUUAUACCAGAUGAGACUAUGUCCUUUACGACUAUGAGCACAGAUUAUAAAACCAUUUGUGAGGAAUUUAAUGUGAAGCUUGUGCAUUUGGAAGAAGCUAUUGCAAAACGCGACGAACUAAUCGAGGAACUAACGGUCUCAUUGCAGCGUUCCGUCGACGAACGGGAACACCUUAAACACGAAAAUGACCACCUCACGAACGAAGUACAGAACCUACAGCAUAUUAUUGGUGAAAAGUCUCAAUCUGAACACGAUACGAUCAAAGCACACCUAUCCGACUUCAUCAAAUACCAAAGCUUGAUAAAAGGUGACUCUACAAAAUACUACUCAGCAUUGAUGAGCGGUACUACGUCCCUACAAAGUUCAAAUGGAGAAAAAGAUAUGGAUAGAGAAGAGAUAACUGUGAACUACUCAAAAUCUGAUUUAAGAUCUAGUUCAUCAGACGAAUUCCAAACGGGUUUCGAAAACAAAUUGACGCUUAUACUAAACAAUUUUGAAGGGUGCAUAGAAGAUAAUAUGAAGAAUAAAUUGCGUGAGAGUUUAAUUCAUUUGUUGUGUGACGAAAUUGGUAAAAUGAGGGUAGAUUUUGACACUGACAUAAAAGAGCUAGAAACGCAAAUGAAGCAGGAUAAACAAGCUAGUAUAGUGGAGUCGAGACGCUUAAGAGAGCUUUUAAGUUCGGUUAAAGCGGGUAAUGCAGAUAUCGACGCUUUGAGAGAGGAGUUAAGCGUCAAACAUGAGAAAGAGAUGGAGAAUUUAAGGACAUACUUUGAGAAGAAAUGCUCGGAUAUGGAACGAAGGAAAGAAGGUUACUCGGAGGAGGUGUGGCACGCGCGGUCGCGGGUGUCGCCCGCGGGCUCGGCGUGUGAGCUGGAGUACGACCUGGCCGCGGGAGAUGCGAAGCGACGAACUCGCUCCGUGGAUUUCAGCUCACUUAAUAUGGAGACAUCCACCCUGGUGGAGAGCACGCUGAAACAGAUCAACAAGAAGCUGGAACACCAGCUGCUGGAGAUGAAAGCCGAGCACAUCGCCUACGUUGACGAGUUACAGGCGAGGCACAGAGAGACCGUCGUUGCGUUUGAGGACCAGAUAACUCGUCUAAAAGCCCACAUCCAAACCACAGACAACACAGAACACAAUGUGUCACUGUACCAGCAGGACAUCGACUUAGAGCUAGAGAAGGACGCGAGCCGCGAUGACGACGUGCGCAAGCAGGUGCUGCGCGAGAUGCAGGAGCAGCUGCAGGUGCUGCUGUCGGACCCUGACGCGGAGCUGUCGAGCUGGCCGCUGGAGCUGGUGGCGCUGAGGGACAGGAUCCACGCAGACAAGUCCAGCCAGGAGAAAGAGCUAAGUAUUCGUGAGGAAGCGCCAGGCGAGGCGGACAAAUGGCGGCAGAGGCGGAAUAACAGCUUUGACCAGAACAGGCAACUUGAGGAGGUCACCAAAGAAAGGGACGGACUGCGGCGCGUGGCGGCGACGCUGCAGCGCGCGGUGACGCAGCUGGUGGCGUACUGCGCGAGCGCGGAGGACGAGCUCAACCGCACCGUGCUCGCGCAUCUUCUGGGACCUCUGCUACACGACCAGACACUCGACUUCGAAUCACGUCCAUCGAGCCCCAAUAAAUCAGAUCUGAACACGAGCGUGGUAUCCCGGGGCAAGCACGUCCACUUCGCGCCGGACCUGGACGCUAUCCUGGUGUCGUUGGACGAGGAAGGGGUGGUGGGCUUCCUCCAGCAGCAGAGAGACAUCAGCCUGGACAUCAAGAAUGAGCUGGAGCACUCGCUGAAGAGGCUGCGGAAUGAGGCGCAGGAACUGCUCGAGCUGUCCGCACGACUUACCAGCAGCAAAGCUCGUCAGGAGUCGAAGAUGCUGGAAUCGAAUCCGGUGCAGAUUACGGAGCUGGUGGAAGAGUUAGAGAUUAAACCGAUGUCCUGCGAGAACUGUCAGCUGCAGCGGAAGAACAUGGAGGAAGCGAUGUCGGAAUGCCUGCAACGUGAAAACUUGCUCCGGUCGGACCUCGAGGCCGCUAUGGUGAAGAUUGCGCUGUUGCUUGGGGAACGAGCUCAUUCCGACGUCAUCGCAGAGGGGUACGGUACGGGGCCGGGCACGGUGUCGGCGGCGUGCCGCUCGCUGGACGAUGUGUCGUCACCGCGCACGCAGCUGUCGCGCGUCGCGCACGACCUGGACGCCGCGCUGCGCGACAGGGACGACUUGCAGCAACAGUUGGAGGCAGCCAACCGCCAGCUGAAGUCAACGCGUCAGUUCGUAGAAGAGCAAGCGGCGGAAAGAGAGACCGAGCGCGAUGAAUUUGCGGCGCGCUUACAAGACAUGCGCGAAGAAAAUGCGCGCCUAGCCUCGCGACUGCAGACCAACGCGAGGAUACUGGGCGAGAUCCGGUGCUUGCGCCUCGCGUCUUGUAACUGUCGACAGCACGAUGCACACGUGGAGCAACUAGAAACCCAAACCAGAGAAAUGAACCAAAUAAUAGCCGAACUAGAAACCAAAAAAGCUGCAACGGACGAUCAGCUCAAAACUACAGAGGAAAAAAUCGGUUUAUUACGUGACAUCAUUGCUGACUUAGAAAAUCAACUUGAACAGAAGACUUUAAGAGAAACAGAGGUGUUAGAGCAGUUAGAACAAAUGAAAAAGACAAUAGAUGAAAGGGACAGGAAGAUGAGAGCGGUUUUGGGGGAGUUGGAAUCGUUGAGGAGUGAAAGAGUCGACCAGAGUGAAGUGACUUGCCUUAAAUGUUGUCAAGAAGAAGAUAGGUAUAUGGAGCUGGUGGAGAAAAUUAAAGAACAGGCUCGCUGCUUGGAGGAGAAGCUGGCUCGCAGCACGCGGCGCCUGGAGCGCGCGCACGAACGCAGCUCUGCGUGCACGUCGGAGAGGACGGAGGACGUGUCCUUGCACGAGCAGCAGGACACGCAUCUUGAGAUGAAAUCCCCGGAAUCGAACCCCAGUCCCCGCGUGGAGCCGCUGUCGGAACUGUCCCGAGUGUGGGAGCGCUUGGAGGCGCACUCGCGCGCAGAGGAGGCCGCGCUCAAGCGCAUCGCGGACCUGGAGAUGCAACGCGCGCAGUUGAAAGAUAUUGCUCAGGAGGUGCGUGCUGAGCGAGAUGUCUUACAAGCGCGCAUGUCAGAGCAGGCUUUACGCAUAUCAUCCUUAUCGGCGCGCCUACAGCAACAGAGGAACGAUGCGGAGGCGCUGGCGCACUCCGCCGCCAGCCAGCUCAGCGUACAGCUGCACGAUACACAGGCCGAGGUCCAAAGAUUAAAAGAAGAGCUAGAAGCCAAAGACAAGCAAUUACAGCGGAUAAAACAGAGUCUGGAGGAACGAGACAAAAACGGUGACCAGAAUAAAUCUGUCUAUGGAAAUUCAUGUAAUCCUAAAGACAAAGUAAUAAUAUUGGAACGGGAGCUCUCCAACGCUCAGUCCAAAAUCGCCCAACUUGAGUCCAUAAUUCGGGGCCUGGAGAGCGACAAAGACAAGCUUCAGGCCACAGUCCGGGAACAGCAGCGGGCUCUGGCUGAGAAGGAAGAACAAUUGAAUGAAAUUAUGGCGCUCAAAUUGGAAGAUGAAUACAACCAAAAAAGCGAGAUUGUUGAGGGCAAAGCUUCCGCUCGUACGCUCAGCGAUAUCGUCUCCAUAUCAGAGUUCGACGAACAGGACUUGCAAAUGCGUCGGGCGGAGUUAAAAGCCCAAAACAUCAGUCCGAAUGCACCCGAAUUCAGAGAUAAAACACUUUUAAACAGAACAUUGGCGCCGGAAGUACAACGACCCAAUAUGAGUUCGUUAAACGUGGAAUUCGGCGAACAUUUCGACGUUAACUAUACACCAAGAGCUGACUCCUUACCCGUACAUUUAACUUCAACUCAAAACAGGGUUCUAUACACGAGAAAUGCCAACGAAACCACAAUAUUCGGAAACAGUGCCAAACAUUCGACCGCUCAAAACAUACCAGACAAUUGCUCAAUGUACCCCAACAGAGAUGUUAAUGAAAGUAAAGACAUUAAUGUUGAACCGAAGAAGAUAAACUUUUCACUAGAACCCUGUGAUAAUAAAAUGGUAAAUGAGGAAUUCACGUCCCUGCGAGAACUCGGCAUUACGUUAGAUAUUAAACAGGAAAACUUUCCUGAUAUACUAACUCAGUUGAAACAUGAAAUAAAGAAAUCUAAAACGGAAUUAGACGUUUGCAAAUCUGAACUGAAAAAUGCAGAGGAACAACUGUGCGAGUUCCCAGCGUUAAAAGAGGAAGUGGAAGAACUCAAAGGACUAUUAGAAAAUACUAUGGCGACUAUGGAGAACGAUAAAAAGUUUUACGAGAAUCAAUUAGAAAGUUUCUCCUCGAACAAGAAGCUUUUAGAACAAAGGCUAACUGAAAUGGCUCAAGAAGCCAGCGAAAAAUCAAAGGACCUACAUUUGCUCAAAGAAGAUAUCCUAAGACGAGAAAACAUGAUUCUAGAACUUGCCAAAGAGAAAAGAAAUUUAACAACAAAAUUAUCCGAUCUAGAAGUGAAAAUAAGUGAACUCCAAUCACGAAAUACUAUAUUAGAGAAAUGUGAAAUUGAAAAUAAACAGUUAAGAGAAAAAAUAAAUGAGCUACAGAAACUAGAACAAUUAGUUACUGAGAAAAACCACCAAAUCGACAGUUUAAAUCAGCAUUUAGAUCGAUUAGAUGAUCUACAGAGAUGUCUAAAUGAUAAAAACGAAGAAUUGGCAAACAUAAAAGCUGCAUUAGAAGAGAAAACGAAUGAACUAUUCCAAAUGCAAGAUUCCGUUGGCACUUUAACUCGGGACAUCGCUAAAGUCAUUGAAGAAAACGAUCAACUUUCAUCCGAAAACAAAGAACUGAAACUACAACUUAGUAAACUGGAGAAAGAACAAGAAAACGCUUCCUUAAAACUUCAAAAUAGUGAAACUGAGUUAGAAAGGGUAAACUCUUUGAACAGCGACUUGGCUUUAAGAAUAGAGGAAUUAAAAUUACUGAAUGACAAAUUAAAAGAUAAGGAGACUGAAAUAGAGAUUCUCCAAGAAGAUUUUAACUUGUAUCACAAUGAAAUAGCGGCGUUAAGGGAGCAACUGAAGAUGGUGUCAAGGAGUCCUUCGCCGAGGAACAAGAAUGGCGAAGAUAAGAAGACUACGGACCGACAGGCGAACAGUGACAAGCGACAGUUAGCGAAGAUCAAGAAACACAUCUCGCUUUUGCAACAUGAGCUCGAUUUUCACAAGAAGGAAUUAAAUGACAAGGCCUUCGAGCUAGCAAAAGCAAAGUUAGACCUAACGGAAGCGCGCACCAACUUGAGCCAACUCACGAAGGACUUCUCCGACAAAGACGCCGCGACUAACGAGUUGCAGCAACUAACUAGAAGCUUGCAGCAGCAACUCGACAAGCUCACAGCGGAGAAACAACAGCUUACGCAGCAGUUAGAGGUCGUGAUUGCUCGGUUACGUGAAGAGUCCGACGUAAGCGAAUUGAAAGAAAAAUUGCGCGCGAAAGCCGAGAGGUGCCGCGAGCUUGAAGCGGAACUGAUCAACAUGAAGGAGCUGGUUGAAAGGGUCAAGAGAUCGCCCAGUGUGGAGACUUCGGAUGAAAGACGGGCCUUAGCAGUGCGCUCGCCCACGGCUGAGUUGGAGCGUGCGUUGCGCGACCAGCUCAACUACUCCCAUACUUUGGACGAGGACAUCAUGGAACAGAUAUUAUCAGCAAGUAGUGACGAAAGAGAAGACAUUCCGAGACUGGCUUUGAAUAGUUCAAAUCGGUCCACAAGUUCCAUUCACUCGUCAUCAUCGGAGCGCCUGCAUCGGCUGAGGAGUGACAACGAGAAGCUGGAACUGCAAGUCAACAACCUGGAGUGCAGGCUCCAGGACAAAGAUGCUCUCAUCACUGAGCUGAACAGGGUCCGCGAUAAGUUGUCUCAAGAGUGCCAGUCGGCGCGGCUGCGGCUGGAGGCCGAGCGCGACAACUCGGCGCGCCUGGCGCUGCUCCUGGAUUCGCACAAGGACACGGCCGACACGCUACACAACCAAGACUCGAGUAUGAUCGACAUGCUGAAGCGUCGGCUGGAGAGCGCCAUGAAGUCGGAGCUGGAGGUGCAGGAGAGGGAGCAGGCUCUGCAGCGCCGAUUGCAACAGCUGGAGCGCGCGUUGCCGCCUGCGGAACCCACCGACAAGUUGCGACAGGAGAUGGAGAACAGUGAAAGACUGAAAGGCGAGAUAUCUCUGCUGAAGUGCAAACUGGACAUGGAGCAGCGUCGCUGCAGCGAGCUGCAGGCGCAGCUGGAGCACGUGCGCAGCGCGGCGCACAGGGACGCGGACACGCGGACGCAGCUCUGCACGCAGCUGAAGGAAGAACUCGCUGAGCUGAGGAGACUAAAACACGAAACCGGCGUAGAACUGGCGCGCAGUAAGGAGUUGCUGCACACACAGAGCACUACCAUCGUGCAGCUGGAGAAGAAACUUGCAGCUGCCGCCAAGGCGAGGAACAUUGACACAUUCACAGUAAUCGAAAACGAAAAAACCGAGUUAGCCCGCGAGAUCUCGUCCCUGCGUCGCUGCCUCACCGUCGACAGCCCUGACGCAGCGUCAGACAAACAGAAGCUGCAGCAGUUGCAGCUGCAAGUGCAGCAGUUGCGCGCGCAGCUGGAGGCGAAGACGCAGCAACUCAGCAAUGACGAGAAGGAACAAGCCAUCCGCUACCUGCACGGGCGCUGGGCGCGGCUGGAGAGCUGCCGCAAGGCGCUGGUGUGGCAGAAGCGUUACCUGCAGCGAGUCAUAGCCGGCUACGCGGAGCUGGAGCGCAAGCUGCAGCGAGCGAGCGACGCCAGCAGCGCUACCCCGCCUCUACGCGGCUUGAAAAAGUUCAAAUGUGUGGCGUGGGCGCUGGUGGCCUCCGCGCGCAUGUCGUUCCUGGUGCGACGGCGCGAGACCACGCGCGCGCUGGCCGCCAACGCUCUCUUCCGUCAAAGCCCCGCCGGAGGACAAGCGCCGCAGCCAAUGACACCGUUUUCGUCGACUCCCGCGCCGCGCGAGCUGGGCCCCACGUCCCGCGCGACCGUCGCGCGGCGCCUGCUCAACCUCAAACUACCCUCCUCGCCCUCAGGGUUGCCUGCAGAUUCCAUUCGGCGAUCAACGUUCGGUGUCAAUUCGCCGCGUGAAGAGCAAGUAUUACUUAGUUCCCCGCGCAGCGACGCCGCGGCCGCCUACAUGCAGCGAUUAGACGCCGUGUCCCGCAGGCUGCGUGCCGCCACACCGCGGGACAACGUCCGGGACAACCCCUGACCAACCUCACCCUCUUAAUCCGGGAUAACCCUUGAAAAACUCCGCAUCUAAGCGCGGGACAACCUCCGCCUAGCCUCGCUCCCCUUGCGUCGAAAUAUCCCUAUAGUGAGACAAAACCAGACUGGUGCGGGACGUCCAUGACGGAACUAAGCUGCGUCCCGCCGGAACUAAACUUCGUCCCGCCGGAACUGAACUAUCAGCCUUACAUGUUCGUAACGGUCAGUCCACUGUUUUAAACAUAUCACAUUUUAGACUCCACACUAUCAGAUUGUCUACGAAAGCGCUAUCUUAGUGACAUGACACACUUGCACAAAUUACGUGCGGCGUGUGUAAAGUUCGGCGGAUAAAUUUUCGGUCAUAUAUUGUUCAAAAAUUACUCCGAAAAGUACGUGAAGGAACCUUACACCUGGCAGUGCAUUUGUUUUACGCCUCUUAUCUCUUAUGAGGGAGAGAGAUAAGAGAUAGGAGUUUACGUGAUAGAAAUAGAGGCGUUUAUUAAAAAUCGCAGUGCUGUUCGAGUUAAAUUGCACUUUAUUACGACUAAACAAAAGUCGCUAUUUAUUUGAACAUGUACGGAAGGAUCCUUCUGUACCUGAAACAUACUAUUUAGUAUUUGGUGUUUAUAUUGAGUGAUUAUGCAAAAUACAUUGAAUGCAUUCUCGCCAAAAUGCGACCAAAGAAAAGUGCGACGUUACGCCGAACGCAACGUAAAUUCAGUACAUAGAACAUGUCGCAAUGUUUGGUGCGCACAAACGCACUGCGUAACGUCAAACUAACGCUACGUUUAGCGUAUGCUGGGUUACAUGCGUUGCGUUUAUACGCACCAAGAACCUUAUAACCCAGCUUUAAGCCAUGGCAAACGUAAAGGUUACAACACAUGGUCCAAGCUACGCAAAAAUAAUAAAACUCCGAAUUUAUCUGAGCAGAAACUGCACGUAGAAUACCUCAAAUUACGUCAUGUAUGGUGCUUCACUCGUGCUUCAUGUUAAAGUACUGCCCGUAUAUUUUAAAACUCGAUUCAUGACACAAACUUAGGAAUGACAAAUAUUUCGAUACCUCCCAUUGAGUUAUUAUAUCCCUUAAACAGGAAAAACAACGUACUUGGAGGUAUCUAUUUAUUGACGCUAAGAUCAGUUAGAACUUAGAAAUUAUACGCAUCUUAUGAUUUCGAUCACAGUCUAGUUUACGUCUAAAAUUUUCUUUAAAAAAUAUUUCUAGAUUUUAACUGGACUGUAAUUGGUAUAGUUUGUUUGCGUUUGGAUAAUAAUAUGAGCCCAGCUA
Molecule: messenger RNA, 9692 nt
Organism: Maniola jurtina (meadow brown)
Lineage: Eukaryota; Metazoa; Arthropoda; Insecta; Lepidoptera; Nymphalidae
Product: pericentrin-like
Exons: 39
Coding region: 120-8411 (2763 amino acids)
Biological process (GO): signal transduction
Molecular function (GO): molecular adaptor activity
Source: RefSeq, a predicted model, not a curated record